This is a messenger RNA of Schistocerca gregaria, 7507 nucleotides long. RefSeq names its product N-alpha-acetyltransferase 30-like. Gene Ontology annotation, biological process: N-terminal peptidyl-methionine acetylation. NCBI's taxonomy places the organism in Eukaryota, Metazoa, Arthropoda, Insecta, Orthoptera, Acrididae. The transcript has 4 exons. The coding region runs from base 861 to 1856 and encodes 331 amino acids. The record is from RefSeq and is a predicted model, not a curated record. Gene Ontology annotation, cellular component: NatC complex. Gene Ontology annotation, molecular function: protein-N-terminal amino-acid acetyltransferase activity.
AAAUAACAUUCGGGCUCAUUCUCUCACACUUCUCUGAAGUCAGCCAGUGGGCACAUGCGUUCACCGAUUAUGCAACCAAUUUGAUACACCAAAGAUAUAAUACAACUACUCUAGGAAAUAUAAACAUCUGCGACCGCAUAAAAACUCGCAGAGGUCGUAAGUAACCAUCACAAGCAGCAUGGUAGAGGAAGUACACGCUUUAAUUUGUGACAACAAAUUAAUGAUCUGAUUUAUGUAGGAAUUACGAGUACUCCCGACUUACCAUCACAGUUAUUAAUAGCUCUGGAAAUCUUUGCACCCAUGCCAGCCAACAUAACACAUAAAAUUUUCGUCCCUGCGUUGACCUUGCACAGUGGUACUGUUUUAAAACGUGAAUGUUGUAAUAGUAAAUUUGCCUCUAUUUUCCAUGGAAUACAUUCAAAGUACACUACAAACGGUGGAUAAAGCCUAAAAGAGCUUUAAAAACUGCGUAAUAGUGACUUGCAAUGGAAAUCUUUCGUCUUUGCGCACUAAUAUUUUCUUUACAGUGACGUCAAAAAGUAGUUCAAAGAUAAAUUAUUGAAUAAUGCAGCAUCCUGAAAUAGCUGUGUUCUACACGAAAGGCCUUCUUACAGUCUGGAUAUGGUGAAAAUUUUUAAAUUGUGAUGUGACAUCGAAAUCAUGAACGCAUUGCCUAACCCAUUGCGCAAAAUCCAAGAUGGUUGUAAGUCGUGAAUUGUGUGUAUAGUUUUCUGUACAGUAGUAGCGAGUAACUUUUUUUAAUGUUGUACAUACGAUGUUUCAUAGUUUGUAACCUCAACUAAUAUAUGCCUGUGUGGCAUGACAUAAAGUUUCCGCGUUAACAAGUUUUCGUUUCAAGUAUGGGCAGCAAUGCAGAAAUCAUGGAAUCGGACGGGCCUGUUGCACCACAAGUUCAGUCACCAAUUUGCCCAGGUGCGACGAGGUCGGAAUUUAAUUGCCUGCAAGCCUUGGAUGAUUCUAAAAUAGCAGCAGAAGAUACGAACUGCAACUUGACCAUCAUGCUUUCAGCGCAAAAGAUGACAUCGGACGAAGAAGGAAGAGGCCCAACACAACUUUGUUCUCAUUUCAAAGAAAAAUUAAACCUGAAAGGUGGUCAGGGUGUGAACGGUAUCGUUAAUGGUUUAUCUGUUAAUAUUGAUAUACCCAGAGCAGGAGAGAUUGAACAGAAGACUGCGUCAAUCGAAAAAACAGUGAAAUCAGAGCACUCGUCUAGUCAUUGUGAUAAAUGUGAAAAAGAGCGUCGGAAUAGUGCAAGUACAGACUGUUCGACUGAAUCAAAUUGUGUAAAUAGUCAUGAAGACAGUAUAGGUAAAUCUUGUGAAAAUGGUGAACAUAAGGACGAAAGUAUGAGUCAUGUAACAUCAGAAACUGGAAGUGGGGAUGUUGCAUAUGUAUCUUACAAAUCGGAGCUGCAAAUGCCUGAUAUUAUGAGGCUUAUUCAGAAAGACUUGUCGGAACCAUAUUCCAUAUAUACUUACAGAUAUUUCAUUCACAACUGGCCAAAACUGUGUUUCUUGGCUAUGGACGGUGGCAAAUGUGUGGGUGCAAUUGUUUGCAAGCUCGAUGUACAUCGCAAGAUUGUCAAGAGAGGAUACAUUGCCAUGCUUGCCGUUGAUGAAAAGUAUAGAAAAAGAAAAAUAGGUUCCAAUCUGGUGUUGAAAGCAAUCCGAGCCAUGGUCGAGGAUAAGGCAGAUGAGGUUGUGUUGGAGACAGAAAUUACAAACCGCCCUGCCCUGCGACUGUAUGAAAAUCUGGGCUUCGUUCGUGACAAGCGCCUUUUCCGUUAUUACCUGAAUGGUGUGGAUGCUCUUAGAUUAAAGCUGUGGCUGCGAUGAGUUAUUUGCUGUGGAACUUAUAAAACUCAGGAAAAUUUACCUACCUUAAUGUGUUAUGGAACAGUGAAAAUGCAAGUGUGCUCUAUCUCAUUCCACCAGUUUCUCCUUUGAACAUGCCAGGCAAAUCAUCUUGGUAGCUUGUCAGAGUUUCCUGGCACUUCAAAAAUGAUGAAAUAAUAUUUAAAAGGAGCUAACUUGGAAAAUAAUGCUGCAGUACAUCCAUAUUAAACACCAUAAGUCAGUGAACAUCUGCCCAUUGCAGCCGUACAAUAGAACUGUGAGGACAGUCAAAAGAUUCCUUGCUUUCAGAAAGCAAACACUUGACGGCUGUGAAAUUUAUGAUUAUCGGAUGUUUGCGGCAGUUUGUUAGUUGGCAGCAUGUGGAAAGAACCUUGAGACAUUUGUACGUGCCAGAUAAAAUGCGAAGAAUUAUCUGUGUUUGUGAAAUGUUUUAAAGGACCUUUAACGUUAUUAUAUCUCUCAAAGUUUUGGUGAUUUCCAGAUCCUGUAACCUUAUUUUUCCCCUCUAAAUUAUGCACAUUUUAAAUGUGAGUUCAUCCCUGUUAUAAGAUUUAUGACUUGUUAAAAAUAUCGUUCUGAUUUCCUGUGAAUCACUGUUUACUUUGACAGGUGGUUGUUACUGGCCGAACAUUAUUAUGAAAGUAAAUUUUGAUGAACUGGGUAUGUUUUGUGCAUUACAAUUACCUGGUUUUAAUGAUUCCAGAUAUAUUUGUUGUAUUCACAUUUCAUUUAGCUGAACUGCAAAUAUAUGCCUAAUGUUUGCUGAGACUCGUCUUCCAAAGUCUUGUGUUUCCUAGUAAUAUACCAGCCUUCCUAAUUUUGCUUGCAAAGAAAUCCUUAAAAUCAGACGUUUGCAGAAUGCAAACAACUCUUGGACUGAAUGUCGGACGUCAAACCAUUUGCUGCAUAAUAGAUUCAUGCUUUUGGAGGAUAUCUUAAAAGUACUACAUAAUCUCAGUUUAACAAUAAUUUGAGAUAGCUUUUUGCAUUGGAAAAUAAAUUAUUUUAAUCUGUCAAAAGUUUUGUACUUUAGUCAUUGCUAUUGUCUGUGAUAUUAAAAGCCCAGUUAUCACUAUGAAUUUCUUAACUGACUAGUCUUGGAACUGAUAGCACUAUUGAUUGUGCCUACAAGUGGAAUUGUGUAUUGUGUGAAUUUAUUUACAAAUAUGGACUCUUAGACACUGUGCUUAUGUAUCUUCUUCCUUUCACCUGUAGUAUGGAAGGAAGCAUAAGCACAUGGUCUUUUUUUAUUUUUGUUCACAGGUCACACCUUUUAUGUAUGAACUGAAUGUAAAUGCACAGCAAAUUGGCCCACCAUAAUUGGAAUGUUAAUAUCCACAGCUGUCGUUAUCCUCGUGCUUAGAUGUAUCUAACCUUGUCAUCUUGUGAUUUGAAAUAUAUUUGUUUUGCUAGAAGUUUUUUAUCAGUUUUUUCUAGUUUUCAUACAGUUUCAUGGGAUAAGCAUUGAAACCCAGUAUACAACGUCGUUCAGAGCAAUUAACAUCUAACACUUCAUUUGGCAUGCGUGUUGUUUAGGUUCAGCUUGUGGUUCUUUAUUGGAAAAUAUUGUAUAAUUCAACACAGUAUUUCAGUUAUAUACAAUACAAAUACAUGUGCCAAGUGAGUGUGCUUUGGUCAGUAUUCUGUAUAUUUUAAAGAAACUGAAGCUCAAAGCUGCAAGUUUAUGUUGUUUGUGCGUCUGUGGAUUUUUCUGCAAAAUUCAUUUUCAAAAUAAAGAUUCUUUUGAAAUAUCCAUUUAGCGAACUUCAGAUUUCAACCAUGUGUUGGCAUAUUAUUUUUACUAAGGCUUUAUUUAUAAACUAAGUGGAGACUUUUGCCAUCAUAAACUAUUUUACCUUUCUGGGCAGUCUAAGAAACUAAUUAUCAGUUUGUAAUUAAGCUUUUUCAUUUGCUGUAUUUCAAGACAAUGGCUUGUAACUUGUGUUGUGAACAUAAUUUGAGUUUGCCUACCAGUUUUCUUGUACUGUCACCCAAAAAUUUCCAGUGGAAUUAAUGUUUCAAGACACUAAUGAAAACACUAACUUAGUGGCCACUUUGUGCGUAUAGUGUAAUACCGAUGCUCAGCUUCUUGUAUCUGCUGUAACAAUCUCUCAUUAUUUGUCCAUAUAAGUACCUGAAAUCUGGGAAAUAGUGCAUACAGAUAGAUUUUUUAGAAAAUUGUGUAAUUAAUUAUUCCAACUACCUGAAUAAAGGGUUGCAUUUCAGCUACAGCAAUAUUAAAGAGAAAGACACAACAUAAUCAUGUUCUCUUUUGGCUGACAGUUAUGUUGAUUUCCAGCAAAACCCUUUUUUUUUAUGACUUUGAUGUUGAUCACAUUGCUUCCAUUUGUGGUAUAGACAAUAUUAUUGCUAUCAUAUACAUUAUCUUGCUACACACUACAGAGAGCUUAUACUGAUGUUAAAUCUUUGUUCUAAUGGCAAGAAAUUUUUUUAUAGUUUAGUAUCCUUCUAAGUAUUUCAUUUAUAAUUCUUUGCCCUCAUGUUUUGUUUGUGACUUGUUGCUUUGAAUUAAUACUAAUCCAGUUCCAAAUAACAUUCGUCCUCAUUUAACAUACUUUGACUGUUGUUGUGUCAUAAUUCACUGUGUUCCAGUAUUACAUGACAGAUCCUUAAUCAUUAAACAGUUUCAUUUUAUCCUUUUUUUAAAAAUAUUUUUGUUUUAAUGUAAAAGAUGCCAUUGAUGUUUCUUGAUGUAUUCAGGUCACACAAAAAAUUUGAGAGACAACGUCUGUUUCCCAGAGCUCACAUCCAGUCUCCUAGCAAUGUCAUGGUGCUACAGUUUUGUGCUAACAUACUAUAAAAAGAAAAAUUUUUUUAACUUAUAUUUUUCCAUCUGACUACAAGAUGUUCGCAAAUGGAGCAGGGACAUAGUAUUUGCUGCAAAUCACAGGCAGGCCUGAAUUUCAUUGUGGCAGAUGCUUUCAAUUUACAAUGACCCCCCCCCCCCCCUCCCUCCCCCUCCUCCCCCCCCCCCCCCGCUCUCUCUCUCUCUCUCUCUCUCUCUCUCUCUCUCUCUCUCUCUCUCUCUCUCUCUCUCUCUCUCUCUCUCUCACAUGUAAAAUGCAUGCCACGGGGGACUGAACUGCUAAAAAAAUGAGUUGUGCAUAUAAAGGAUGUCUUUUUACUUCAUCACACAUGUGAGGAAGAGAGAAUCAAACGAUCAAACGAAAAGAAUAGUUUUCAGUUAGAGAAAGUUAAAUAAGAAAACACAAAACAAAAAGAUUACGUGAGAAAUAGUCUUUAAAUACAGUAAACUCUUGAUUAUCCACCAUAAUUGGAGACUUGUAACCUGUGGAUUAUAGAAUUCCACAGAUAAUCCACAAUUAAGAUAAACAGUAAUGUAUAAGGGUUAUUCAAAGUAAAAUUUAAUUACAGUGUCAUAAAUAAAACCACUGAACUAAUUAUUUACAAUAAAUUAUACUUUAAUCAUCAUGGUACAUAUGAAAAUGAAGUACUUACAAAGAAAACAGUACAAUCUAAUUUCACAUUACAUUACACUACUUUGAAACAAAACAGUCUUGAAUCGAUUUCUGUCUUUGUUAGGUAGCUUCUCAUUUACAUAAUCACACUACAAAUUUUACACUUCACCAAUUUGUCAGAGAGGGAAGCAUCUUCUUGCUGCUCCAUGUAUAGUAACCCAAGAAUGGUUAACACAGCAUGUUUUCACUUUUCACACAUUGUUUGGGACUAACAGAAACUGGUGACUAUCUUUCACAACAAUUAAAAUCCAGUGCUUGCAGUGUUACAGCAGCAUGUUGUUUACUACACUUUUUGUAACUUGAGAUUAUCACUCAACUGUGACCACUGUCGGCAUAGGGAAAAACUUUAUUCAGCAAAAAAAAGUGAGGGAAAUAGGCUGUGGAUAAUCUGCAAAACAGGUAAUCCACCCGUGAAUAAUCGAGAGUUUACUGUAACGUCUUCUAGGCAAUGCUUGCAAACCAGUACAGAGAUGAUUGUGCGUACAGAUGAGAGAUCUAAACCCAGUCUGUGCCUGCUGAAAAGAUAAGGAGCAAGAUUUAAUAUAUGAUGAUGAUUGUAAUUGUCUUCAUGUAAAAUUUACUGUAAUUAUUGUUUGUAUUUGAGAUGUGAAACAUGACAGAAACAGUUACUAAGUUUUCUGUCUGGAAAGAGAAAAUGUUGUACAUUUUGUAUUGGUCUGUUGGAUGUACUGUUUCCAUUAAUCUCUGCUUAUAUUUGGAGUAAAAGUAACUAUUUUAACAGAAAAUUUGAAAUUUGUGGCACCUACGAUUCAGCUCAAAGUGACUUAAGCUGUCCUAAAAUGGGAUCACAUUGAAGUCGCUAAUUGCAAACAAUGGAACGAUUGCACUAGGACUUGUUAUUUUGCUACAGGUGUGCACUUGAUAUUUAGAAUUUGGAGUUUAUUAUUUACAGCAUAUUAUACUGAAGACAAUUUUAUGUCUUUGCAGAUUAAAUAAAACAUCUCUAUAAAAGAAAUACUGUUAAGGUAUAACGUAGCAUCACUGACUCAAAAUUGAACUACAGAUGAGGAUUAGUUUCAUUACUCAGAAAAAUCCUGUUAAAUGAAAUACAUUUACCUACUCAAAUGAAUAUGUGUGUGUGUAUGAGUGUGUGUGAUUGAAUUCACGAAUAUACUAUAUGGUCCAAAUUUGUUGUGAGCCUAUCCAGAUCUAAGAAAGAAAAUAAUCCACAAAGAUCUUGGUUAGAACAUAUGUCUUGUUUUAGCACUUCCCUUUUGUGUUUCUCAAACCUCUCAGGUGUGCUUGAUAAGACAGCUAAAAGUUGAAGCUUUGAUUUAGAUAGAUCUUAACUACAUUUUAACAGGUUUGUAUGUCAAGAAAUUUUCUAUGUAGUAUUCAGAUAACUGUAAGUUGUUUGUAUUUUCCCAUCCGAGAUAGAUGGGGAGCUUCUACUUUUCUGUAACCAAAAAAAGAAUAGUCAUAGAAAGCUUGUAGGCACGCAAAUACAAGAAGUCUGUUCCAAUUUGAGACAUCUACAAAAGAUUCAUUGUACAGUUCCAGUUGUCUCCAUCUCAACAGUUAACUAGGAUGCUCUCAUCAUCUAUCUCAUGAGAUGAACCCUACUUUUGUUAUAAUUUUUUUUUUAUUAUGGGCUUGUAUUUUUCUGUUACCUUAGUACAGAUUUGUGGUUUAAUCACCCUUAUAAAACCCAUAAUAAUGUGUGACGGUUAGUUUCGAAAGAAAACUAUUCGUACAAAAUUACUUUUGAUGUAGUAUCUUUGAGUCUAGCUGAAAAUGGGUCCCCCUUUUUGAAUUACAAAUGCUGAGCUUUGAAAUGCACUCUCGGACAAUCUGUUAGCUCUUCUGGGACAACAGUGUAACUUGGUAUGUAAUUACUACUGACAUUUUAGGUUAGAUGUAAAUCUUUGAAAGUGCACCCACUAAACAGUUGAGAGGUUUGAUAAAUUUAUGUAACAGCAGUGCUUUCAAAAACUAAAUUUGAUUUGUAUUACUGUUUUUAAAAAAUAAAAUAAUUGUUACGUUUAUGUAACAAAAGCAAAAAAGAAUGCAAGAGAUUUAUAUGUUAACUGUAUUUUAUUACAGCAGUGUUAUGUAAUUAUAUACUGGUGUACUAAAGAGCAAGCUCAUUAAAACCGUGAUUUUAACAAG